This is a messenger RNA of Helicoverpa armigera (cotton bollworm), 1508 nucleotides long. Its product is annotated as inactive peptidyl-prolyl cis-trans isomerase shutdown. The transcript has 6 exons. The record is from RefSeq and is a predicted model, not a curated record. Gene Ontology annotation, biological process: piRNA processing; spermatogenesis. Lineage: Eukaryota; Metazoa; Arthropoda; Insecta; Lepidoptera; Noctuidae. Bases 97 to 1485 code for a protein of 462 amino acids. Gene Ontology annotation, cellular component: cytoplasm. Gene Ontology annotation, molecular function: peptidyl-prolyl cis-trans isomerase activity; Hsp90 protein binding.
CACACUUUUCAAAAAUAAUUAUUUUGCUCUUCAGUGGCGGUAUUUAAUUAAUGUGUGCUAUUUUAGUGAUUUACCAAGUUAAAAAGCUUCAAAAAAAUGGAAGGAAUGGAAGAUAUGUACAAAGAUCCCGUACAGUUAGCGGAAGGGAUUAAUAUGAGAAACCUUAUGGAAAACAAAUUGGUGGAAUUUUCCAUAGACUUAGAUUUUAAGACGAAAUCAAUGCUAUCUUCCUCCCUUGACGAGGAUCUAUUUGCUGAUAUUUAUGAUGAUAGUGACUCGGAUGAUGCUCUUGUAAAAAUUGAGGAGUCGGCUGAGAAGAUGUUGUUGUCGUCUCCAGAGUAUCACUCGUUUGAUCAGCUUUCGAAGAAGAUGAUAGACUGCCUGCCAAGUGGUGAUGUCAAAUUGUUGAUUAUUGAAGAAGGAGAGGGACCCCUGGUGCCUCCUGAUGCAGAAAUAUUAAUACAUCACGCGGCGUAUUACGAAAGAUGUGAUAUACCGUUUGAUACAACUUUAACUAUGAAUAAAGGACAGCCUAUGCGUAUCCGCCUAGGCGUAGGCAAGAUGUUGCCAGGCCUAGAAAUAGGUAUAACCCACGUCAAAGGCCCUAAGGCUAGGUUCCACCUGCUUCUCCAACCGGCCGUGGCUUGGGGCCGUAGAGGCAUACUGCCGAGGAUACAACCCAAGCCUGUGUUGUUUGUCAUAACUCUAUAUGAUGUUCGCUGUGUCGCUGCCGCUUCUAGGUUCAACGAUCUCCCAACAGCUGAGCAAGCGAAGUUCGAAACUACAGUCAAAACAAUCAAAGAUAUACGCGCCGAAGCCAAAGACUUAUUCAAAAGACAUAAAUAUGUUCAAGCUAUUAGAAGCUACCAACAAGCUAUGUCCGUCCUAUCUCUCUCACAGCCACAAAAUAAAAGCGAAGAAGAAGAAAUAAAAGAUUUAAAAGUCAAAAUGUAUGUCAAUUUAGCUAUAUGUUACUAUAAAGUAAAUAAACCUAAAUAUAUUAUCGGCAUGUGUGAACAUAUUGAUAGGAUUAUUGAUAUAAAUAAACACUGUAAAGCUAUAUUUUAUUACGGUCGUGCACACGAACUUUUAGGUAGGAUAGAUGAAGCAAUUUCUUGUUAUAAAAAAGCGCUAAAGUUAGAACCGAAAAAUAAAGAGAUCGGUCAGAUUUUAGCGGAUUUAGAUCAGAAAAAUAAACAGUCCGCCAUUACUGAAAAGGUUAUGUGGCGUAAGGCUUUAUGUAAUGAGUCGGUUGAAAAAGAAAAGUUAGUCUAUGAUGUGGAUGGAGAUUUUAAAAAUGGCGUCGAAGACAUGUGUCAAGAAUUGGUGGGAAGAGAUGGGUAUUUCAAAUUCGAUCUGCCAAUGGGUUUGACAAAAGAUGAAGUAAUUUGUAUUAAAGAUUUAACCAGUAAGUUUGAUUGUUUAAAGGUUCUAGAAGAUGGGGAUGGGAAGAAAAAGAAAGUUUCUAUUAUUAAAAAGGAAUGAUUUUGUAAAUGAGAUAUUGAAAA